Molecule: messenger RNA, 2224 nt
Organism: Poeciliopsis prolifica (blackstripe livebearer)
Lineage: Eukaryota; Metazoa; Chordata; Actinopteri; Cyprinodontiformes; Poeciliidae
Product: endonuclease domain-containing 1 protein-like
Exons: 4
Coding region: 353-1222 (289 amino acids)
Molecular function (GO): nucleic acid binding; hydrolase activity; metal ion binding
Source: RefSeq, a predicted model, not a curated record
CACAGGGGUCAUUCAGGGAAAAAGGAGGUGAGGAGAGGUCCUGUAUAAAGGUAGCAGUCGUGGUAGAGGACAGGCUGCAGCAGCAGGAAGGCCAACUGACACUCCUGGUUUCCUCACCUUCUUCUCAGAAUGCAAACUUUGGCAGCUUUGUGCGCUCUUUUGUCACUCCUCUUUUCUGCUCAAGCAGAUGUUGUGGAGCGUUUUGAGGUUUGUUUUUUCUCCAGUUCCAUCCAGAUCUCAAACAUUCAAAAGUGUGUUUGGUUGAAAGUUUUCAGGAAACAGCUGUUAUGUUGUUCUUUCCUCAGGAUGUGCCAGAAUGCAUGACUUACUUUUAUAAGGGAAAGGUGCCAGAAUGGGGAGCGUCCACCCCAAGCGCUGCCCGUCUGUGUCAGCGCUUCGUCAACAAGUAGUUAUAAUGAUUAAUGUCAACGCUGAGCACAUGAAGCAACUCUGCGCUAAAUUAUUUUAUUGUUCUUUGUAUCUCCAUGCUCAUAUGCUGCAUGCUGGUUUCUCUCCUGAUGACAUUCAGCUUUGUAAUCAUGAUCUUUGCACUUUUAGGUUUCAUUUUGCCACACUGUAUGACACCAACCAUCGCAUUGCUGUCUACUCCGCAUAUCAGUUUGAGCCCAGCAAUGGAGGGGGCCGGGAGAAUAGGUGGUUCGUGGAGCCUCAGUUGGUGAAUGAUGGCUGGCAAGCUGAGAUGAAGGAUGGAUACUGGCUGGGUCAGGACUACCCUGGCAUCUACCUCGGAGAGAAACAAGCUCUGAACGAGGACUACACAAACUCUGGCUUUGACCGUGGUCACCUCAACCCUAACGGACACCAUCCAGUGCCCAGUCGUAAUGCCACGUUCACCCUGACCAACGUGGUUCCCCAGAACCCCAAAAUGAAUCAAGAUGCCUGGAGGAUCCAUGAGUCUGACCUCACCACUCUUUUCCUUCAAAAGUGCUCAAAGGCCUACGUCCUGGUUGGUGCCGUCCCCUCAGCAGACAACUGGAUUGUCAAAAACAACGUGAAGCGCGUCAACAUCCCAGACUAUGUGUGGAAUGCCUACUGCUGCGUGGACAACAAUGACCAGCCUAUUCAGAGUGGCGCUGGUACAGCAAGAAACACAGAAGAGAACUAUGUUGUAAAACGUUCUCUGGAUGAACUGGGUGCCUUCCUGCAGCAGUUCUCCAAUGAACCAGUGGGGGAGCUAUUUUACAACAACUGCAGAGCAUAAAUAAUUGGGAGCUGAAAAUCUUAAAGUGGUUCCCUAAUGUUUUAGAUUCCAAAGUAUAUAUUUGAACAACCAACCUGAAAAUCAAACGUAUGCUGCAGUGUGAUCCUGUUAAAAAUUUUAAUGAGGCUCAUCCCUUUCUAGAGGCAUUAUAGGUGAGAGGCAUCAAGCUAGCCAGCUUUCAAAAUCACAUUAAAUUUCAAUUCCAGAUUAGAUUGGAUUACAUACAAAACUGGUUAACAUGUCUUGAGUAACAGUGACCCAACAAAGAGCAAAAGUUAUUAAACACAUUCAAUGGACACUAAGAUUUAAUCCCAGUUUAUUGGUAAGUUUCUUUGUUUUUUUACAAUUGAAUUAAAAAUUAAGUAUUAGUGUUUUUUCUUUCACACUGUUGUUAAAUUUGGUAUCAAUUGUUGAUUUUAUUAUAACAUACACAACAGAUAAGACUUAAAGUAUUUAGAAUGCAAAUCAGAAAUAUUUGGCAUAUUUUGGCAUCAUAUCAACCAUUAGAUGGCAAUAAGGUGUCUCCAACAUGAUCCUUUGUACAUGUGGAAUUUGCAUCAAGAGCUUCUGAUGGACCCUAUGAGGUUAAUUCAUAGCAAUGUUCGAAAAGGGGUUAAAGCUAAUGAAACAACUAUUUCAUUAGCUUUAAUCAACUAUUUAAUCAAAAUGAAUAAAAGCAUGUUUCACUGGACUUUUACAACUGAUUAUUUGUGUACAUCUUGUAACUUGCACAAUCAGACUAAGUGAAAACUUCCAAUCCAAGAUCAGGAGAGAGAAACUUCCCUUUUCCUCCAGUUGGGAAAUGUAGAUCUAGUGUAAUUCCAACAGCCAAGGAUGCUGAUCAACUGCAGCAGCUGUAACCACCUGAGCUGGAAGAACUGCAGGUGCAACAAACGAUUUGUUUCCCCAACAUACAGUACACAAAUCAAACUUUGAAUCCUCUGAAGACACUUUACCUUUCAUGCCCAUACCCUGUAAGUAAAAUAAAUAAAUAAAAAAUUC